Seriola dumerili (greater amberjack) is the source of this 4982-nucleotide messenger RNA. It is a transcript of the gene amer2, whose product is annotated as APC membrane recruitment protein 2. The record is from RefSeq and is a predicted model, not a curated record. Gene Ontology annotation, biological process: regulation of canonical Wnt signaling pathway. The transcript has a single exon. Bases 94 to 2178 code for a protein of 694 amino acids. Gene Ontology annotation, molecular function: beta-catenin binding; phosphatidylinositol-4,5-bisphosphate binding. NCBI's taxonomy places the organism in Eukaryota, Metazoa, Chordata, Actinopteri, Carangiformes, Carangidae. Gene Ontology annotation, cellular component: plasma membrane.
GUGAGUGUAUGUGUGGCCACAGAGAGAGAGGACAGCAAGGCAGCUAGAGAGCUUGAGGGAAACGAUAAAGUGGGAGUGAUAGAGCGCUAGAUAAUGGAGGUGCAGUCGGAGUGUGUGGAGCCUCCUGUGGCACCACAGUGUGACCCCCAGCCCACAGGGAAGAUCAACAAAGCUGCCUUCAAACUCUUCGGAAAGCGACGUACUGGCUCUGGAAUGGCCAGCUUCUUCUCCUUCAGGAACAAAGGGGCCACAAACAGCAGGAACAACGGAAAUUCGGACAAUGGGAAUUCUUUGAAUGGAAAUGGCUCAACAGCAUCAGUGGAGCUCGUUAGGAGCAAAACGCACGAUGGACUAACGAGCUCUAACAACGACACUGAUGGACAGAGAGGGGAGGGGCUUGCUAGCCUGGAGGCUGGACCGGUGAGGUCUCUCAGCAAAUCGCUGAGUUUCUUCUCUCUACUUCGACGGGGGAGUUUCAGGUCGAGUGAGAAUGGGGGGACAGGGCUUGUCAGAAGAGGGAGGGGCCUAAAGGGAUUUUUUAGCAGCAUGCGAUGGAGACGUAAGGAAAAAACAAACGAGACAGAUGGGGAAGCAGUGGAGGGUAACAAGGAGAAGGAUGGGGACAGUACCGACUCUGAAAAGGUAAAGGAUAUUACUCUCACCCUUGAACCGCCUCCGCAUCAUCACCAAGAGGAUUGUGAGAAUGCAGAGGCAGAGCCUAACCUCCAAGCAACAGAGACUCCCAUUACUAGUGUUACCAUGACACCCCCUCACUGUGUCGCCAUGCCAGGGCCAUCUGUUGAGCCAGACUCCUCCUUUCCUUACACACCCACUGACUCGCCACUGCGCCCACCCAUCCAAAAAGCCAAAGCCUCCAUUUCCAGCCUCACGCCUUCAUUUGCAACACCCCCUUUGGAUCGUUGCAGCACAGGUGACCCACCCUCAGAACCUUCGGUGGACAGACUCUGCUCUCUCCUCUUCACUGAUGUCACAUCCCUCAAGAGCUUUGAUUCACUGACUGGCUGUGGUGACAUUAUUGCUGAUGCAGACGAUGAGGGGCCAGCGGGUAAUGGGGGCAGUGGCACCAGUAGCAGCAGCAGUGGGGGAGGAGGGGGGAGUGUGGGAGCAGGUGUUGGGAGAGCUGUUUGUAUCACCAGUGCUACAUCCCGUUGCUCCCCAUCCAAAUCCCCCUUACCUUCCCAGCUGACCCAGCCCAUGUUCUCUGUUUCCUCCAGCUCAGUGCCUGCUUCCCUCCCAGCCCGGGCUCGGGCACCGCCUCCACCACAACAGCACCCAGCUGGUAGUGGCGUGGUGGCUUACAUGGGUGGUGGGGAAGAAAUGGCGAGUCCAGAAGGAGUGGACGAUGCAGACAUGCAAGGGCUCUGGCACAUGUUGCCCUCCACAGGGGAUAACUCUCCUGCUUUGCCCCGAUCACACCAACCUCCCUCAACCAACCCCACUUCCACUUAUCCCCCCUGCACCAACCCUUCCAGCAGCCACAUUCCCUUAGCCCCCAGGAGUUCAGACCGAAAGGUACCCCAAGUGAAGGCAUUGGGGCUCAGUAAGAUACCAGUAGUUGGUGGAGCAGGAAAUCGGGCAGCUAAACCCCCUCUUCCUCACACACAUGGCCGUCAUCCUGCAUCACCUGGUGAAAAAGAGCCACUCAGUGAUGAGGGCUACUGGGACACACCCUCAGCAACACCCACAGCAACACCUGAUGAGAGUGGGCUGCAGCGUAACCAGAAGUUGGCUCUAUCACGUGACAGUUGCUCUGGAGACCACCUGUAUGACCUUUACAACGACCCUGAAGAGGAAGGAGAUGAUGACGAGCAGGAAGUAGAUGAAGAUCUAAACAGUACGCCUUCUCCAUCUACUGAAUACAAACUGAGCCCCACAUCCCAAACAAGUCCUCCUUCAUCCUCCUCCUCUUCCUCCUUCCGAUCAAUGAAAGGCAGUGCCAGCCUUCCUCGAGAAUCCAAGAUCCCAGUAAGCACCAGACAAACCCCACCCUCCCACUCUGUAAGCCAGUCAGCCCUAUCAUCUGUCCUAGAGGCUGAAUCCCCUCCACCAAAGACCCAAGCUCCUCCCCUAGCUCGCACCAGAAUCCCUGUAUCCAAGGUGCCCGUUCGUCGUUCAGGAAACAAAGCUGGCAACAGAGGAACUGCCCACAAGAAGUAGUUUCUGUCAAAUUGGUGGUUCUCUCCCACUAAUGUAUGGACUUCUUUACAGUACUGUUUAUGCAGAGCCAAAAGUUUUCGCAGACUGAAAAAAUGUUGAGCUGUGGAGUUAACAGCCUAUAAAUUUCUCUCAGAUGUUAAAAGCACUCAUUCCUUAAGUGUUUUGGCUUACAACGAAUAGAAUAAUGGUUUUGUUCACUUCAGAAAGUCACAAGGAGACUCCAAAAAGCUGGGUUAACACUUCAUGACCCUCAGGAACUUUGGAGACUCUUGACAAUCCAUGGACUUGCAUCUUUCACGUUCGCCUUGUAACUUCCUGGAAAAAGUGACCUGCUGAGAUUUUGACGGCCACUUUGAUGUAGCUCAUGACUGCACGCUGCAAGAAAAAGAAAAAAAGAAAAAGCAGAGCACCUUUUUAUCUCUUACAUUUUUGUUAUGGAAUUCCACAUAACAUAACUCAAUUUGCUCAUAAGGACCUAAUCUAAUCAAAGUUUGUUUUUUUGUUUUUUUCCUGAUUCAUCUUGUGUAAUCUGUAACAAAAUUACCUCCUAAUCCUCUGAUCUUAGAGCCAAAGUAAAAAAAAAAAAAGUCAUUUCACAGCCUCUAAUAUUCUGGAACAGACUCAACAACAUCCACAGCCUGGGAUAACAUACUAUUUUUUGUUUUUUGUUUUGCUGUUGUAUGUGUAUUUUGCUCUUCGAAGAUGGUCUUCUUCUAACCACACACUGAUAAUUAAACUUUAUGUGCAUCUAUGAAAAUGAAUGGUAAGACCUGAACUGGUUUUAUUACUUACCUACUUCACAGCUACAAAUGUGCAGAAGGCUACACGUUAUCUUUUUUUUUUGGUGAUGGAGACCUCCACUUUGUCGACUGGUUAAUUUUUUAUUGUGGAGGUUUGGACUCAGCCUGUUUCAUUUGGAUCUCACCUAUACCCCCCUGCAUUACUGGAAGUACAUCCAUAUGUCAAUCUCUGGGAUUUACAGCCAUUGAAUUACCAAUGGAAACCUGAAAAACUAUCGCAAUACUCUAUCUGGAGGGAUCCCUUGCACUGAUGCUUCAAAACACACACAUCCACAUACUCAAACAAAAUCGUACAUGCACGCACACAUUUUCUCUCUCUCUCUGCAUGCAGUGCCACACAUACAGGGCACAAAGGUCAGGAACAUCAUCUAACACUGAAGCAUCUUAGAUACACACACUGUUCAACCUUUGGCACUGUCUUUGUAGCUACACUGGAAGACUUUCUUUGCUAAGGAAAAACAACCAAUUUUUUCUAGUUAGUAUUUUCUUCUUCACUGGAUUUCAUACUGUUUUAUAGGCUCCCUCUUCCUAAGUCAUAUUGCACGGAUCUUAAACUGUGAUUGCACCAGCUUCUUAAUACUCUGACUUUCUGUUCGUCAAAAAAAAAAAAAAGUAAAAUUUGGGGACAAAUGCUGAAUCAGUUCAGAGUCCUCCACCCUUCUUUUCCUGGCUGUUGUACUUUUUGUACAACCUCAUUCUAGGAAUCGCCAUAGCUGUGUGUGAAUCUGAAUGUAGCUUGACAUCAUUGUAGGUCAUCCAGCAUAUACUUCCGUGUGCUGGUCUGUUUCCCUCUUUGUCUCUUUGUUGUAGGGGCAAGACAAAUGGUGGAGUGUACUGUUUUCUAAGUCCCCCAUGCUCAAAAAAAUUGAGACAAAUUACUGCCCAGUGUAUGCAGCCUUGCAAAGCACCACUUGUAUUAAGAAUGAGUGGGGUGUAUUGCAGUCCUAAAAGGCCUUUGUCAGUGAUUCAGUGAGACAAGUUACAGGGAGCAGAGUGUUCCCUACCCUACUCUUUACUGAAAGAGAGGGGUUUUCAUAGGAAAAGACAUUCGAGAUGAUGCAAGUUUUCUCUAAUCCUAACCACAAGGGUACCAACACUUGAGGGUCAUUCUAGUUCAUGAUAGCUUUCCAUUUCAUUUAGGAUGUGAUGAUUGAUCCAUGAAGCUGCUUCAGGUUCAGAUAUCUUUUCAGCCACCCAAUGGUGUAGUGUAGAACAGUCCAUGGAGUAACCUGAUCCCAGGUCUGCAGGAAGAGCAUUUCUCACCACAUAAAAAGGGCAUGCUAAAGGUCACCUGCAGAGCAGAAAAUGAUCAUGUCCAUUCAUGUUUUAUUUGCCUAAACUGUGCUCUAUGAUCUUUUGGUUUAGUUUGCGAUUACUCUCAUUCUCCUCUGAGUUGAGGAAGGGAUAGAAAUGAGAGGGAAGGAUGGUGGCAUAAGGUAACUUUUUGUGUGAUUGAGAUGGGCAACAGUCUAAACCUUAAAAGUAUUUCUGGUAAAAGUAUAUUUUCUUCUGGACUGCUAACCACAACAGUUGGCCGAGGAGAACAAAAAUAAAACAUCUAACUCCAUGAAUGGGAAACCCCACUUUCAACAAUCAAAUUAUAUUAAUGCUAAGAUUAAGAGAGAGUAGAGAACCAUGAAAUAAUCAUUACACCUUAUAUAUUCAACUGGUUUAUUGUGUCCUCCUCCGCUGGUGCCAAAUGUGUUCCACAUGCCACAGUGAGUCAGUAGCACAUUUUUUCCUCAGUUAUUCCAAGUAUGACAUUGUGAAAAUUAAAGUUAAACUUUUGUCAUUAGUUGUUGCACUGGCACUACACAGUAAUGACAUCAACCACUGAGUCAGGCACAUUGGCAUCUGGUUCAUCUUUUUUUGUUUUUUGUUUUUUUUUUGGUGAUAAAUACUUCUCUCUUUUCUUUCUGAUUACAAAUCUGGACCUUCCUGUGAUCAGUGCAUUGAAAGGCACAUCAUGUUCUUCUUUUUAUUACCAUAUGUUCACAGUGCAAA